Acanthosepion pharaonis is the source of this 1545-nucleotide messenger RNA. The record is from the annotation of a GenBank genome assembly. Lineage: Eukaryota; Metazoa; Mollusca; Cephalopoda; Sepiida; Sepiidae.
AUGGCUGCUCAAUUUUGUUUGCUUUUUUUCUUUCUUUUUUGCCUAUUUCUUUUUUGCUCGCUUUUUUCUUUGCCUCUUUCUUUCAUUCUUUCUUUGCCUCGUUUAUUUCUUUAUUUACAUUUUGUUUGCUUUUUUCUUUCUUUCUCUAUUUCUUUCUUCGCUUUUUUUCGCCUCUUUCUUUCAUUCUUUCUUUUCCUCUUUCUUUCUUCGCUUUUUUUGCCUCUUUCUUUAAUUUUUUUCUUCCCAACUUUCUUUCUUCGUCUCUUUCUUUCUUUACAUUUUGUUUGCUUUUUUCAUUCCUUCUUUACAUUUUUCUUCCUUCGCUUUUUUCUUCUCCUCCUUCUUUCAUUAUUUCUUCGCCUUUUUCCUUCUUCGCCUCUUACAUUCUUUCUUUCAUUCUUUCCAUUUUGUUUGUUUUUUCUUACUUUCUUUGCCUUUUUUCGUCGCUUUUUCUUUCGCCAUUUUUUUCAUUCAUUAUUUGCCUAUCUCCUUCUUCGCCAUUUCUUCUUCACCUCUUUCUUUCUUUACAUUUUGUUUGCUUUUUCUUUCUUUCUUUGCCUAUUUCUUUCUUCGCUUUUUCUUCGCCUUUUUCUUUCAUUCAUUCUUUGCCUAUUUCUUUCUCUGCCUCUUUCAUUCUUUCUUUACAUUUUGUUUGCUUUUUUCUUUCUUUUUUGGCUAUUUCUCUUUUCGUUUUUUCUUCCCCUUUUUCUAUUCAUUUUCGUUUGUCACUUUCCUUUUUUCAUUUAUUUUCUUUUCUCUCUUUUCUUUUCUUUCUUUCAAUAUUUAUUUAUUCACCUUUAUGUUUGCUAUUUUAUUUUUCCUUUUCUUUCUCUGCCUUUCUAUUCGUUUUGGUUGUUUGCUGCUUUUUUCUUCACUUCUUCCUUUCUUCACAUCUUCCUUUCUUUGCUUCUUUCUUUCUUUUAUUCUUUCUUUCUUUCAUUCUUUCUUCUAUUCUUUCUUUCUUUCUUUCUUUCAUUCUUUCUUCCAUUCUUUCUUUCAUUCUUUCAUUCUUUCUUUCAUUCUUUCUUCCAUUCUUUCUUUCAUUCUUUCAUUCUUUCUUUCAUUCUUUCUUCCAUUCUUUCUUUCAUUCUUUCAUUCUUUCUUUCAUUCUUUCUUUCAUUCUUUCAUUCUUUCUUUCUUUCAUACUUUCUUUCAUUCUUUAUUUCAUUCUUCCUUUCAUUCUUUCUUUCUUUCAUUCUUUCUUUCAUUCUUUCUUCCAUUCUUUCUUCCUUUCAUUCUUUCUUUCUUUCAUUCUUUCUUUCAUUCUUCCUUUCAUUCUUUCUUUCUUUCAUUCUUUCUUUCAUUCUUUCUUCCAUUCUUUCUUUCUUUCAUUCUUUCUUUCUUUCAUUCUUUCUUCCAUUCUUUCUUUCAUUCUUUCAUUCUUUCUUUCAUUCUUUCUUUCAUUCUUUCUUUCUUUCUUUCAUUCUUUCUUUCAUUCUUUCUUUCUUUCAUUCAUUCAUUCUUUCUUUCAUUCUUUCUUUCAUUCUUUCUUUCAUUCUUUCAUUUAUUCUUUCUUUCUUUCAUUCUUUCUUUACCUUUUGUUAG